AUGGAGAAGUUAGGGUUAAUUUUGUUUGUGAUCAUAAGUGUUGUGUCAAUUCAUUUUAUUUCAACAGCAACGACACAAAGAAUGCUUAACCCAGAUGAAUUCAUGAAAUUGUUGGAAAAUCAUCAAUUGAAAAGUCGAUUUGGAGGGCAACCUGAUAAAACUAAUUUGAUGAACAAAGCUUCUGAGCCCAGCACUGACGAAUCAACCAGCACUGAAGAAUUAGAUACAGAUGAUGAGAACAGUACAGAAGACGAGGGCAGUUCAGUGAAAAAUGUUACUGUAGUUAACCGAUUUCUGGUUGAUAUUCCUUGUAAUCCACCCUACAGGAUGAUACGAAAAAAAUGCAAGAAAGUGUACUCGUAA
Molecule: messenger RNA, 363 nt
Organism: Phyllotreta striolata
Lineage: Eukaryota; Metazoa; Arthropoda; Insecta; Coleoptera; Chrysomelidae
Source: the annotation of a GenBank genome assembly